AAUCAGCUUGGUACUUGGGUGUAGAAUUUCUUCUUCAUGUGAAAUACACAGGCACUACCACACCUUGCAGAUCAGUCACCUGCAGGCAGGUAAAGCAGCAGCUUCUCUAUACGUUUGUAAUCAUGCUUCUGAACAAAUAUGGCACAGGCAAUGGAAAGAAGUGUUUUUUGUUUUCGCUCUUGAUCGUGGCUAUGUUUAUCACCUCUUUCUACUGGUAUGAAAACAAAACAAUUAAGUGGAAAUUUGAGGCUCUGAUUCGCUGUAGCCAAGAACCCAGUAAUGCAAAAGAUGACGUCUCGCCAUUGGACCUCUUAACUGACUUGGGUAUUGGAAGAAUUUUGUAUGACAAGCCACAGACCUUUAAACCACCGAGGCCAGAUAUCUUGAUGACAACACCUUGGCUUGCUCCAAUCAUAUGGAAUGGCAGUUAUAACAGUGAUAUUCUGAAUGCACAGUUCCAUCAGAGAAAUGUCCGUAUUGGCAUUACUGUUUUUGCUAUUAAAAAGUACACAGUCUUCAUCAAGACCUUCAUUGAAACUGCCGAACAGUUCUUCAUGGUGGGGCAUAAAGUCAACUAUUAUGUAUUCACAGACCGUGCUAAUGACACUUCCAACUUCACUCUCCCUGAGGGGAGGCAGCUGGUCAUCUUAGAAGUACCCAGUUAUAAACGAUGGCAGGAAGUGUCUAUGAGGCGCAUGGAGAUGAUCCGUGAUCAUGCAUAUCAACGUUUCUACAAGGAAGUGGAUUAUUUGGUUUGCGUGGAUGUAGACAUGAGAUUCACUGACUCCGUUGGGGUGGAAAUAUUAAGUGAUGUGUUUGGCACAUUACAUCCUAGUUUUUACAAUGCACAACGUGGCAGUUUCACUUAUGAACGAAGACAGCAGUCAACAGCUUACAUUCCUACAGAUGAGGGGGAUUUCUAUUAUGCAGGAGGGUAUUUUGGCGGUACAGUGGAAGAAGUCUACAAAUUAACCAAUUUCUGCCAUAACGCCAUGAUGACUGAUAAGAACAACAGCAUUGAAGCCAUCUGGCAUGACGAAAGCUAUCUGAAUAAAUAUUUUCUUUACCACAAGCCAACCAAGAUCCUGUCCCCAGAAUAUCUGUGGGACAAUGGCUUUGGUGUUCCACAAAUCCUCCAAAGAAGACGGUUUGUUGCUGUUCCCAAAAAUCACAAUGAAAUUAGGAACAAAAGGGCGUUGCAGGAGAAUCCUGGAUACCAAUAAUAAAAAAAAAUCAUUUGGGAAGUCCAUAUAUUUUUUAACAGUUGGGACUUUAAAAAGAUUUUAAAAUGUCUGCAAUCAAGUAACUUUGAAUGCAUUUAAAGUUGUUAGGGUAAGAUGUUUGUUAUUAUGUGCAUACACAUGAACCUGCUGUUACCACAGUCUUCUAGCACUAGCACCUUUGCCUUGUGGGAGCAGGGGUACUGUUACACAUAACUAGACUUAAAAACGUCCCCUCUUAACACCUAUGCUAACUAAUAUGUGUAAGAAAGAUGUAUACUGUAUACCUAAAUUGUGUUGAUAAAGUGACAAGAAAUGGUGCCAAACUA
Rana temporaria (common frog) is the source of this 1549-nucleotide messenger RNA. RefSeq names its product histo-blood group ABO system transferase-like. Gene Ontology annotation, biological process: carbohydrate metabolic process. NCBI's taxonomy places the organism in Eukaryota, Metazoa, Chordata, Amphibia, Anura, Ranidae. Gene Ontology annotation, molecular function: hexosyltransferase activity. Bases 123 to 1223 code for a protein of 366 amino acids. Gene Ontology annotation, cellular component: vesicle; Golgi apparatus; membrane. The transcript has 7 exons. The record is from RefSeq and is a predicted model, not a curated record.